AAAGCAAUCAACCACCAGCAGCUCGUUAAAUCCCCAAGCUAUACUGUUCGUUUCACGGUUUCACCCUACCAGCACCCGGUAGAGCGGCAUGGCAGCACUAGGAGUACCACCACCAGUAGGAAUCUGUCAGCGACUAUACAAAGACCGUGGCCAAAAAUCUCCUCCAGUCCAGCACUGCACCAGUGAGAGCCAGCCGCCAUGUGCUCUGAGCAGUGACAAACAGAGAAAUAGCAGAACGGCGUUCGGGUUGCCACUUACGGUUACCAUCCAUCACUGUUGCAAUAAAAACUACACCGCCCGGCCACAUGGGCGUGCAGCCGCCCGGCAGCCUUUCUUUCCCCUUGGAGGCCGCAGGAUCAGUUCCGGCUUGGGUCGUCUUCCCUUUUCGCCUGCUACCCUUACGGCCGUGGCACAUGCGCGUAACGUGUAACCACCCGUGUACGGUUGCGCACAGGGGCAGCACGCGCGCAGUGUGAGAGGCGGAGUAGUUCUGUGACUAGGGUGGCUCUUGCUCCUGGAGCAGAGGUUGGCACGGAGCCAAGUUGGUACCGGUGUCGGGUGCCCAGUUCCAGCCCUUGGCUUUUCCUCCAAAUUCAUGCAACGACACCAGGCUUUGCCCCAGGUACCUGUGACUCGGGUGCUGGGGCCUGGGGGCGCCGCAUGUGGCCGGGGCCGAAGCUGAACACAACCCGACCCCGUGAACCAUCAGUGACGGCCAGAUGGGCCCCCCCUGCCCUGCUGCCCGAGCACGUCUUGACCGGACCUGACCAGCGAAGCCCCGGCCGGCCCCCGCAUGGAUGCGUGCACGCCGCGCCGGAAGGACACGGCGGCCGAGACGGCCCCGGCCGGGUCACGUCGCAUCUCACCCCGCCCUCACAAACUCGCCGUCGCGGUCGCGGCGCCAAAUCCGGCUCCGGUCCGCUGUCACAGCCACGCGGCCGGUGGGUCGGUGACGGCGAGCGAACGGGGCCGAGACCGACGGGGGCGCGGCGCUGGCGUCGGCUUCGCCACCGGACGGGACCGGCGGUUGCGUGCUCGGGCGCCGGGGCUUUGUCAGCGUCGUCCUCGCGGUCGAUCGUCGCGUGGGUCGAUCAUUUGGCUGAUGGCAACGCGCAACCGUAUCAUUCGCGCGUCGCCAUGGGAGAGCAACGAAACAGUUCCCAAUCACUCCGCGACGGUCUUUAGAGCCGUCGAAGUUGAAGCCACCAUUCGGUCGUCAGGGUCGCGGCGUCGUGCGUCACGGAACGCACGGGCACGGGCCGCGCCGGCGGUCAGGGACCACGGGCGGGCGGUGGUCCAGCGGCCCCAGCCCGUGUGGCACUAGUCGUCCUACCACCUACUCCACCUAUGCAUGCAUCUACCUACACAACACAAGCAGCGUGUGCCGUGUUGGAUGCAGACGAAUCCACCACGAGUCCAUCAAUCAUCAUCCCCGUCCGUCCUGGACGCAGCGGCCGGGCACUGCCACUGCAUCUCUUUCGUCCGGCUCCAUCCGGUUAUCAACAACAGUCACACGGGUGUGGUCGAUCGAUGCUCCCACUGCCGGUGCGCGCCGCACGCCUUCAAUUCAAGCAACUUGCAUCGCAUUCAUCUAAUCUGGCUUUUUUUGACGGAACCAGCCAGCGCUGGCUCCAACCAGCCAAAAAAAGCGCAGCCGAACGGGCUUGAUCAUCUGCUCUAUCUUCUCCAUUCAGUACCUGACGGCCGCGGCACAGUGCCCAACGCUGCAGCCGCAGUACAACACGAGUACACGACACAGUCUUAUCCUCUAGCACACGGCCAAGUCGCACUUGUAACUAUCCCCAACGGGCUGGGCGUGCUCUUCGCGGUGGCGCAGCUGGUCCUCUACGCCAUCUACUACAAGUCCACGCAGCAGAUCAUCGAGGCGCGCAAGCGCAAGGCCGGCCAGGUCGCCCUGACCGAGGUCGUCGUCGACGCGCCCGCCACCGCCAGGGGCACCGGCCCCAACGCCCCCGCCACCAGCACCGGCGGCUACUGAUGCCGGCGGGGGCGCACCGGCGGCGACCGGGGAGAACUAAGCAGCGGCCACCGUCUUCCUUCUCUCUCCUUCCCGAAGGGAUGGAUGGAUCGAACGAUGCCUUCGCAUCCUGUGAUAAAUACGCUGCUGUCGCCGCCGUCCUCGCCGCUCCGAUUUUAGAUUUUGCUUCCUACCUACUACUAGUAACCAUGAGGAAGAGAGGGGAAAAAAAGACAUGAGAAAAAACUCCAGAACAAGGGCUGCACUGCACCUGCUGUGCUUACCUUUUUAAUCGCAUAUAUGAUCAUCUCCUGGUGCGGUGUUACAGCUGCUGUUAUUGGAGGGCCUUUUGCUUGUU
Messenger RNA from Panicum virgatum (switchgrass), 2336 nucleotides. Its product is annotated as bidirectional sugar transporter SWEET4-like. Gene Ontology annotation, biological process: carbohydrate transport. Gene Ontology annotation, molecular function: sugar transmembrane transporter activity. The transcript has 2 exons. Lineage: Eukaryota; Viridiplantae; Streptophyta; Magnoliopsida; Poales; Poaceae. The record is from RefSeq and is a predicted model, not a curated record. Gene Ontology annotation, cellular component: membrane. The coding region runs from base 1352 to 1999 and encodes 215 amino acids.